UCUGGUGCCAGCAGGUUGACUUCAAUCCCAGGGAGUUCCCGCCAACUUUGAAAAUAAUUUCAAAGGAACAUGUUAUCAGGCAACCAGCCUCUUGAAGAGAAUCCUAGAAAUCUCUGAAGCAAGGGGUAACAGAACUUUCACAAUUCCAAGAUAACUACUUCUCUACCCCUGGUCACUUUGUCCCCAAAGGAUGACCACCUCUUUCCUGAUGCAGGGACCCACUCAUCAGGAGCCUUACCUUCAUGCUAUGGAUGGACUUUAGGCUGACAAUGAUGAGCAAAUUAAGAUGUAUCGUGGAAGAGAGGUGAGACAAGAUGCCCUCUUGGCCUAGAGACAUCUUUGUCAUCUACAGAUGAGCCUGCCUCAUUGUCUCCUGUGGGCUAGCAACCACUGCCCUCCCUCUCCCAUGCUUUGGUAUCUAAACGUUUCCACAAGCCAAGAGUGACUUAAAAACAAAAAACCCAUAGCACAUAGCCAGGUUUCUCACAUGCAUAGGCUGUGUCCUCUCUCUAGAAAUGUGGUCAAUGUAAACAUUCUGGUAGGUGGCCCUUGGUCCCCACCCACUGCUUCUUCUGCACUCAUUCUUCCUGUAAGUCUAUUGAGGCUAAGUUCCCUAAAUGAUGCAACACAGGAAGUCAGCUGGAAGAAGCCCCCAACUGUGUCCUUGGCGAAUCCUCUAUGGGAAGACAAGACAGUGGCAAUCCAGUACAUGACCUUUUCACAGGGAGAGGAGAGCUACCGAUUUUAGGUCAGAAUCUGCCCAAGAAUGGAUGUGCCAGCUACCAUCUCAAUCAACAGUGAUCAUCUUGCUUGAUCUUUUCUUUAUAAGAGAAAGAUGUUAUAGGCACAUGAGGACAGUGCCUUUCCUCCAAACGUUAUAAGGAUAUUUUGGUGGAGACCAUCUAGACAGGGGAGCAUGGGUGAACGUUGGCUGGCUAGAGAAGAGGGGUCCUGGAAUUUGGAGCUGAGGACUGGAGGCCACAGAAAAGAAUGGAAUAGAAAUCCUGUCAUUGGUAACCACAGGAAUGAACCCAGAGGACACCAUGCUAAGUGAGAUAAGUCAGACACACAAGGACAAACACUACUGACACCACUUAUAUGAAGGCGAAACUGUCCUACAUUUUGACUUAGGUGUCGGUUACAUGACUGUAUACGUUUAUCACAACUCAUACAGAACUGAACAGGAAAAGAGUGGAUUUUGCUAUAUAUAAAUAAGAAAGUGAAUGGAAUAUGUUCAACCACAAAAUCAGGAAAUAAGAACAAAAGAUACCAGAUUGAGAGAGAUUUCCUCAUAGAACGUAAGGCACAACAUAAAUUGGCAUAACAUUUCAUUUUCGAACAUCGUUUAGACCUUUGGAGGGAAAAAUAUGAACACAUUUUGAAUUUCAAAAUAUGUUAAAAUGUUAAAUAUUUUAAUAUUUAAUUUCUGCUUUAUAACAGACUAAAGGAAUAUACUCAUGUAAAAAACAGGACAUUUUCAUUUAAAAAACAGCAUUUUGUUGAAACAUCAUAAUGAAACUUUGGAGAAGAUAGUGUUAUCAUUCCAUUCUGAUGACACCAAUUAACCUUCCCAAGCACAUGCACAACAAACAGAGGGGAGCCAAGGCUAAGCACAUAUUUAAAAAAACUUUCUUUUAAUGUUGAUUUAUUUUUGAGAGAGAGACAGACAGACAGACAAAGCAUGAGCGGGGGCAGAGCAGAGAGAGAGGGAGACACAGAAUCUGAAGUAGGCUCCAGGCUCUGAGCUGUCAGCACAGAGCCCGAUGCGGGGCUAGAACCCACGGACUGUGACAUCAUGACCUGAGCCAAAGUUGGACACUCAACCAACUGAGCCACCCAGGUGCCCCUAAACACAUAUUUUUUAAAUGAUUCUAAGGUUUCUUCUCUGUACAUCGUCUUCUGCCUUCCCUGGGUGUAAUGUCCACAUUUCAGAUUUUAGAAGUGGGCCCUGAAACAAAUGAGUUUCAGGUGGGGCACACAACUGUCAGAGGAUCUGGUUAGACCACAGAUAUGAUCAGAUGUGUCUUUAUACCUCAUGGUCAGAGGUAGAGGGAAAACCGUGAACCUUCUCUUGUUUAAAAAAAAAAAAAAAAGGUCAGGUGAAAGCCCCAUGGCAAUUAGUGCUAGGCUUUACCCACCACAUCCUGUGGCAUCUUCCUGGCCUGCUGGCCUGCUGGCCUCCAUCUCCACAUUCGCCUGGAAGAAUCUAGGCUAUGACCUCCACAUUCACUGCCCUGCUCUGCCUUGGUGAGUUCUCUCCUGAGAGGGAGACACAAUCCUGGGGUCUGGACAUGGGUGGGGUGGCAUGGCUCACUGUUCCUAUCUUCCAGGGCUAUAUCUGAGCCAGACCAUCAGCGCCCAGACACGUGAGUCCCUCCGUCAGAGCCCCAGGGUCUCUUUUCUGGACUCAGGCUAAGUAUCCACCUACAAGCAACCGGAGGAGGGGACAGGGGCUAUGGUUUGCUAGGAAGGCUUGAGGCCAGCAACCGGGUGGAAAUGUGGGUGGGAAGGGGCUUUAUGUAGAACUCCUGCCUCUGAUUCCCUUACAGAGAUUCUUUCAAAACCCGUCAUAUGGGCCAAGCCCAAUUUCAUGAUUCCGAAGGGAAGGCCAGUAAAGAUCUUAUGCCAGGGGAUUCCUGAGGCCACUGAGUACCAGCUGUAUUUCGAGGGACGCCUCUCUGCCUGGCAGAGCCCAAGACAGCCUGGAAUAAGGAACAUAGUCUCAUUCCCCAUCUCAGCCAUGACCCUGCUCACUGCAGGGCAAUACAGGUGCAUUUACCGAAGUGGGGAGCUCUGGUCAAAUCCUAGUGACCCUCUGGACCUGGUGGUAACAGAAAUGUAUGACACACCCACCCUCUCUGUUCAUCCCAGGCCUGAGGUGAGCUCAGGAGACAAUGUGACCUUCUAUUGCCGUCUAGAGACUGCAACAAACAUGUUCUUUCUGCUCAAGGAGGGAAGAUCCAGCCGCCCACAGCCCAGAUACGGGAACACCCAGGUGGGGUUCCCCGUGGGCCCUGUGAGCACAGCCCACAGAGGGACAUACAGAUGCUUUGGCUCUUAUAACAACCACGCCUGGUCUUUCCCCAGUGAGCCUGUGAAGCUCCUGGUCACAGAAGAUGCUGGGGACACCAGCCUUGCACCCACAGAACACACCUCUUUUUCUGACUCUUGGGACCCCCACCUGCUAACCAUGAACACAGCAGUCCAGCAAGACCCUGCCCUCUGGAAUCACACUGCCCAGAAUCUCCUUCGGAUGGGUCUGGCUUUCCUGGUCCUGGUGGUUCUUGGGUACCUCCUGACUGAAGGCUGGCUUUGCAGGAAGAGAAUACAACAGGAACUUAGGAACAGGGCUUCAAGUCAGGAACACAGGAGAAGGUUCAGAACACUAACUCCUGGGCAAAUGACCAAGGGAUGGGUUGGCCACAGGUAGAGCUGAAAGCUGAUCUUGACCUCGGGCUGUGUGAGCUCUGUGUUGUGCCCGCGGAGGGGGGUUCACUGCAAGACAGCUGCGUUGGGUUCGGAGAAACUU
Panthera uncia (snow leopard) is the source of this 3529-nucleotide messenger RNA. Its product is annotated as natural cytotoxicity triggering receptor 1-like. The record is from RefSeq and is a predicted model, not a curated record. Lineage: Eukaryota; Metazoa; Chordata; Mammalia; Carnivora; Felidae.